This is a messenger RNA of Trichoplusia ni (cabbage looper), 1678 nucleotides long. RefSeq names its product protein cortex-like. The record is from RefSeq and is a predicted model, not a curated record. Lineage: Eukaryota; Metazoa; Arthropoda; Insecta; Lepidoptera; Noctuidae. Gene Ontology annotation, molecular function: protein binding; ubiquitin ligase activator activity; anaphase-promoting complex binding. Gene Ontology annotation, biological process: anaphase-promoting complex-dependent catabolic process; positive regulation of anaphase-promoting complex-dependent catabolic process; positive regulation of ubiquitin protein ligase activity. The transcript has 9 exons. The coding region runs from base 242 to 1597 and encodes 451 amino acids. Gene Ontology annotation, cellular component: anaphase-promoting complex.
UCAUAACUUAUAUCUUCUACCCACGGGGACGAAGUCGCGGGCAACAGCUAGUGGCUUUAUAAGUGAAUUUCUUAGUCUACAACAAACAUGAAACAAUUGAGGGUAAAACAAAAUAACUCUGAAGGCAACAGUUAUUUUGAACCGAAUACCUCAGUUUGAAAUUACCAAUGUUUGUGAAACAGUAAUUAAGUUUUAAAACAAAAGAAUAAAGUGAAUAUUCUUUGAAAAUUGUGUGAAUAUCAUGAAUAGAUCAACAUUUGGUAGGAAAUCUUUGAAUGGGCAGCGACCCCGGGUGGAUAGGUUCAUAGCUCCACGAGAUCACUUCCCGGGGCUCUGCAGGAGGAUGACGUGGGCUGUCCGGGAGAAGACCGCCGAUGACGUUUGGUAUACAAAAUACCUGCAGCAGAAAAGAUACGCGAACUAUUUAGACGAGGCCUUCGGUCUGGAGCCGAUGAAGCCGGAGCCCUUGAAGCAGGAUGAGGAGGAGGCGGUGCAGCUGUGGCCAUGCGUGCCGCGGAAGCGGAGCUACCUAUCCUCAGCUGAUAGCAUCCUGGACCUGCCUACAUAUAGCUAUGCCGCCUUUCCAGAGCUCCUCGACUGGUCUAACGACAACAUACUAGUGGCAGCACUCGGCAGGAACUACCACAAGUGGUCGUGGAGGACGCAGAGCCUCAUCAGCCAAGGGUUCACUGAGGACCACAUACACUGCUGCAAGUUCGAUCCAAAGGGAAAGCUGCUUAUACUAGGUACAGACUACAAAACGGUGGAGGUACACGACAACGCCCAGAGCAAGUGCGUCGCGAAGAACACCUGUCGAUGUGAGGAGGGGACGCAGUACCAGCAGGGACACGCCUGCUCUAUCACGGCUAUGGACUGGAGUCCUACUGGGAACUCCUUUGUCAUCGGCUGCUCCCACGGGACAUUAAGCUCGUUCACGCGCAACGCACGAGCCAUCAGCAGCUGCAACGCGAACCGCAACGCCAUCUUGGUCGCGAGGGUGUCUCCAGACGCCAGGUACGUCACGGCGGCUGCUGUCAACGAUGAUGACGUGCUGGUGUUCACGUGGCCCGGGUUACAGCUGUUCUCCAGUCUAAAGUCGGAUUGGACUAUUAAGGCACUUACAUGGCAUCCCUGGCGCAGUGCCCUGCUCGGUAUCGGAGCAGUCACAUCGAGCCUGAACGCUCGCGUGGCGCUGUGGGACGCGCCCACAGGGAAGGUGCGCAAGCGGACCCUGGGCAGGAACCACUACAGUCUGGACGCGAUGCUGUUCAGCAAGAGAACUGGCGAGCUGGUGCUCAGCCUAUGGAAUACAGACAGGGAGACGUCUGCGCCUAAGACUUGCUCUCAGCUGGUGGUGAUGAGCGACCCCGACACGGUGGUGGACCAGUGGGGGGAGGGACGCUCCGGUCUCGACCGCGUGCGGACCAUGGUCUUCAGCCCCGAUGGAACCAAACUUGCAACAGCGACAGCAGACGAAGACCUGAUCAUCUGGAACUUUCUCCCAGAGGACAAAAGAAAAAGAAAAAAGUCUUGCAAGAAGUUCUCGGCGAUACCUGUGUAUUUAGACAAGGCCACUAGUGGAGUCUCCUUAAGAUAGUCUUAUUAUGUAUUCUUAUUUAUUGCUAUACCAGUGCUGGAUCUUGUUAUAAAUUUGUUUAUAUGGAAAUAAAUUUUAUUU